Messenger RNA from Coprinopsis cinerea okayama7#130, 453 nucleotides. RefSeq lists its product as hypothetical. Bases 1 to 453 code for a protein of 150 amino acids. Lineage: Eukaryota; Fungi; Basidiomycota; Agaricomycetes; Agaricales; Psathyrellaceae. The transcript has 3 exons. The record is from RefSeq and is a predicted model, not a curated record.
AUGUCUGGUUCUGGUUCCCUCGCGCGGUGCGAAGACGGGGUCCCGACCUCCUCGCAUUUGACGGAUAGUGAAUCGUCCAUGGUGCCCGCCUUUUCAGUCGCUGUGGACGCAGUGGAUGGACCGACGUCGCUCGUGGCCGAGGCUGCUGAAUUGCGGGCUAUCAUCCGCCAUUUGAAUGAGGAAUUGGAUAUAGUUGAACAAGAUAGCAAGGUCUUGUACGACUUGUUGGCGAUUGCAGUGCAUUUGUUUCGCCAGGUCGAAGAUGCCGCUUUAGAAGAGCGGGACCCUGACCAGGACGAAGACUUAUCGAAUCAUUGGAUACUCGCGAGCGUUGUAUUCUCGCUUUAUAAGGACAGAUUUCAAUCAGCCUACGGAGGUGCAGGCACCACCUUACAGGCUCUGUACAGCCGGGUUUUGGACGGUAUGAAUGCCGGCGGCGGCGUUGCAAAUUAG